This is a messenger RNA of Drosophila hydei, 1258 nucleotides long. RefSeq names its product glutamate--cysteine ligase regulatory subunit-like. NCBI's taxonomy places the organism in Eukaryota, Metazoa, Arthropoda, Insecta, Diptera, Drosophilidae. The record is from RefSeq and is a predicted model, not a curated record. The transcript has a single exon. Gene Ontology annotation, biological process: glutathione biosynthetic process. The coding region runs from base 135 to 1025 and encodes 296 amino acids. Gene Ontology annotation, molecular function: enzyme regulator activity; glutamate-cysteine ligase catalytic subunit binding. Gene Ontology annotation, cellular component: glutamate-cysteine ligase complex.
AUUUAAGUGCCGUUGCACACGACUGCCUGGGCAAAAUAGCAACAGAGACCGACGAUUGCGAUAGUCAGGGCAGUCAACGUAGUCGUCACUUAUCAACAAAGCUGAAAAGAAAAAUUCUGACAAGUAACAGCAACAUGAUUCCAACAAUAACGAAAAACUAUCAGAAUGUGGUCAUCAGCACGGGUAACAUCAUCAAUAAUGAGUUGGGACAGCGGAAGUCCAAUGAGGAGCUGUACGAUGGAUUGAAAAUCACCCUGCACAGUGAUCCUAAUUCAGAGAGCGUGGUGGUUGAAGUUGACCAGCGGCAUGGCCGCGUGCUCUGUGCUACACAGGAACUGAAUAGUCGACUAACAGAGAAUGGACGCAAUGAGAUUAGCAUUGGUGCAAAAAUAUUCCUCAACAAAAAUUCGACAGAAUGCAUCAAUCAGGCCGUCGAAGCGUUGCUCAACAUACUCAAUGUGACGCAUGUAGACAACGUGGUGCUGGCUUACCAUCCCAAUGUCUCUGCCGUUGCCAGCGCAACAACACUAGCCACAACAGCAAAGAGUCCCUGCUCAGAGGGGAGCAGCGACAGCGGAAGCAGCUCCAGCGUUACUGAUGCGGCCAACAGUUGGAGCGCACGUAACGGCGUGCAAGGCAUAGCAGACCUAAAGUUACUCUACAAAUGCUUGGAGCAAUACGCAUUUAAACAUAAAAUCAAACAGUUGGGUGUUGCCGAUCUCGAUGGAAAGACUUUGGCUGAGCUAUACAAAUCGGCUGAGGUGGUGCCCACCAUAGCACAGGUAAAUCUGGCCACCUGUUGCGUAGUGCCAGCUGAACUUCAUGAAUUUUGUCGCGAACAUGAGUUGGUACUUAAUACACACAGCGAUCCAGAGCUGCUGUUGGCUGAAGAGCAAUUCGCAUGCUUGGCCCCCGGCUAUACAAUCGAUUGGUGUUUGCGCUACCAAGUGCAUGUCCGCUGUCGUAGCGUCCUUACUGCCAAGGGCUAUAUAGUGGGUGCCUCCCAGCCGAGCACUGAUAAUUAGAAGCGGAAUGGAAGGUUGGCAUAGCCUGAAGCUAAGCUGAACUUUUAAUAUAUAUAAAUAAGUAUUUGUGUGUAUGCAUGUAAUACUGUACUUAUUGUUUGUUAUACAAAACCCACGAUCGAGAUGAGAACAGAAGUGAGUGACACUCCGCAGCGAGUGAGUACUUCAAACGAUUGGAUUGUGAACUGUCUUUCUGAUUUUUUUUUUUGCUUUGAAUAUAAACAGUUACUGAA